Molecule: messenger RNA, 2932 nt
Organism: Benincasa hispida (wax gourd)
Lineage: Eukaryota; Viridiplantae; Streptophyta; Magnoliopsida; Cucurbitales; Cucurbitaceae
Source: RefSeq, a predicted model, not a curated record
AUAUGUUAAGUUUCAUUAUGGGUUUAAAUACCUUGUUUUCGUUUUCUCUUCUUCAAGCGUUGAAUCCCUAGCCGCAGCCCACUCACGCAGUAGCCGCCGGCCUUAGACGCCCAUAUCUCCGUCCGUCGUCCGUUGAACUUAGUGCCACCCAGGCCUCCGCCCUUCGUUCAGCAUUCGACAUUGGCGAGACCCGGAUGCCUCCUCCGUUCGGUGUUCGAGGCUUAGCGCCGCUCUGACCGGUCGUCUCCUACACGCGUGAGCUCCAACUACAGUCAGAGGUCGCCGUUCGUGGAUUUGAAGCCAUUCGCGAACCUGAAGCUGGCACGGGUUUUCUUGUCGCGAGCCUCGCCGUUUGCCGCCGCAGCGACCGCCAGCCUCGCCAUUUGUUGUCGAUCGCCAUUUCUGCUGGUCUCGCUGUCAAGUUCUCCAACCGUGACUUUGUCGAAAUCUUGAGCUUUGGUAAGGGUAAGGACACUGAGGCGAUUGACAAGAGGAAUUCGUAACAGGGCCAACGGGACUAGGAAACUCUUCCGUAUUUGAGUUCAUAUGUCCCUCCAUGCUUUACAAUUUCUUUUCAUGGUUUUUUUUUUUUUUUUUUUUCUUGACGGAGUCUUGUUGAUAGAGAUUUUCUUUUCCGUUAAUAUUUUUUUUAUUUCCUAAAACUUAUGCUUUAAGGGGUACCCUGUUUCAAAUGGAUUGGAAUAUUGAGUAGGAAUUUGGUUAAAUUCAACAUUUUCGUUUUAGGCAUUCCAAAUUUUCUUGUUUUCAACGUAAACAUUUAUGCAUGCAUGCAAUAACAGCUCUAUUAGUUGUCUUAGAAAGUUGAGUUGUUAUAGUUGGUAACAGAGCCCAUGUUUUGUGUUAUGUAGACUGACUUACUAUGUAAGUCCAGGUUAUUCCUUUGGCCAAUAACCGAUUCUUCGUCAGCGCCAGGUAUGUCCUUUAUUAAAAGUAUUUAGGAUAAUAUGCACCAGUAUAUGUAGUACUUAUGAUCGUGUUUGGCAUCUUUUAUUGGUAAGGAAAGUUGUUAAAGAUUGGUUGUGAACAAUUGCCAGGGAAUGGUACUUGUUAGGGGAAGAGGCAGUCACAGGGAUACCAGAAGGUGGCGCGAUCUCGAAGGGCAGGAUCCGAUGGUUCAGGAUCAAGAUCCAUGGUUCAGGAUCAAGAUCCACAAGAUGAGGAUCCACAAAUUCAAGAUUUGCAAGCUCCGGAUCCUUAAGUACCAGAGGACCCCUUACCGCCUAGAGACCUCUCAGGGUCAGGGUGGUAGAGAACCCAAACACGGAGUCGAGCACAACACACGGCUAUGCCACUGCAGACACAACCUUUCCCCCUUAGUCGUCCCAAUAAAGUUCACCGAUUGGGCAACCGCUAUUGGGGAAGCAAUCACAUCAACUGUGUUGAGUCCAGUGAAGGACAUGUUAGAUGAGCGAAUGGCCCAGUUUGCCCAGUUUCAACAGUUAUCACAGCCACAAGUUCAGAUGUCGCAAGUCCAGACUCAGAAUAUGAUUCAAAACCAGAGCAUGUCGAACCUUUCAGUGGAGGCUAAGCACUUGCGAGAUUUCAAGAAGUACAACCUCAACAUCUUCAAUGGGCCACUAAAGAAUUUGACCAAUGCAAAACUAUGGAUAUCAACGAUGAAGCGAUUUUCCAUUAUAUGAAAUGCCCAGAAGAUCAGAAAGUGCAGUGUGUCGUCUUUAUGCUCACUGACAAAGCACAAAUUUGGUGGCAGUCGACAGAAAGGAUGUUAGGUGUGAAUGGGGAACCUGUGAUAUGGGAGAAGUUCGUGGAGCUGAGGUAAGGGCACAGGUCAGUGGAGAAGUAUGACCAAGAGUUUGACACCCUAUCCCAUUUCGCCCCAGAAUUGGUUGCUAUAAAGGCUAUGAGAGUAGAGAGGUUCGUUCAAGGUCUAAAGGACAGUAUACGAGGUAUCGUGCGAGCCUUCAAACCGACCACUCAUGCUGAAGCACUUUGCUUGACAGCUGAGAUGGACUCACAACCAGAGGACGAGCACUCACGGGCAUUUGUGGUAGAACCUUCCUCGGGCCAGAAGAGGAAGGCAGAUCAUAAGCUUUCGAGCCUUAUCCCCAUCAGAAAAGUCAAAGCUCAGUCAGACCACUUCGACACUUUAAGCAACAGGCCGUCGAGGCAGGUAUGGUAGAAAGAAGUCAGCCAGUGUGUAGCUCGUGUGGGAGAUAUCACUAGGGAUGAUGUUUGGCGAGCACCAGGGUCUAUUUUCAUUGCAAACAGGAGAGGCACUUGAUUGAUAGAUGCCCUAAUAGAAACACAUCAGGUUACAGGAACUAGUCUAUAGGCCAUGAACAGAGGAAUUCGAAUAGACCUCAACAACAACUAGGUCGUGUUUACUCAACACUUGACAGGAGGCAGAGAAGUCGGCACUGUUGUGACAAGUACGCUCUCAAUCUUGGGACACUUUGUGUUGGUAUUAUUUGAUUUUGGUUCAUCCCAUUCAUUUAUAUCAUCAAUAUUUGUUAAGCAUGCCAUGUUAGAUUAGAGCCUUUGCGCUAUGUGUUAUUGGUAUCCACUCCGUCUGUAGAAAUUAUGUUAGCAGAGGAAAAGAUAAAGCAUGUCAGAUUGAAGUAGCGAAUCAGACACUAGAUGUGACUUUAAUAGUCUUGGACAUGCGUGAUUUUGAUGUGAUAUUGGGCAUGGAUUAGCUAGCUGCUAAUCAUGCCAGUAUAGACCGCUCUUGCAAGGAGGAGAUUUUUAACCCUCCCACGGAAGCCAGCUUUAAAUUUAAAGGGCAGGAACCAUGGUCCUGCCCAAAGUAAUUUCAGCUAUGGAUGCCAAGAGAUUGCUUAAUCGAGGUACCUAGAGUAUCUUGGCUAGUGUUGUUGAUACUAGAAAGCCUGAGGUCUCCUUUGAAGGAACUCUUAUCAAAGAGUACCUCUAAGCGGAAGCAAGAUCAUUC